AGGAUGGGAAAACAUAGUAAACGAGCUCGCUCUAGAUCAAGCGAUUCAGAUGAAGGGCUUUCUAAAAAACAGCUCCUUCGACGUUUGCUUAAAUUAGAACGAAAAUUGGAACGUAAACGUACCCGCGCUCGUCGUUCGACAUCGAAAGAAAACAGGCCGCCUAAAGGACGCCACGUUUCUGUUCGCCAUCGCUCGAGCAGCGUGGGUUCAGAUGCGUCGGGCAAUAGCGACCGUGAUAGCUGUUAUCCGCGGGAUACAGUAUCACAUAUUCGCAAAUCUUGCUCUUUUAGUGAUAGUCGCAGCCCGCGCGGCUCGGUAUCUGCACCUUCAAGCGAAGGCCGCAGUCAGACCGGCGCCAUUUCCAUCCCGCAAACGGCGAAUUUAUCCACACAGGACCAUGACCGUGACCUACAUGUUCCUACGGAGAAUUCGGUUACGAAUGCUGACGUUUUAUUAAUCAACGAUGAGGCAGAGUUGACGGAGGAGAUUUUGGAGCUGUUGGGGGAUAACCCGGACAAAAAUAUUUCUCAGAAACUCCUUUUACACCCAGAAAUUAUAACUAGGUGGAAUUUUUUUUUUAAAGCACGGCAUAACUCAACAGCUAAAAACUAAGCUUUUCGAAACGUAUUUUCUCGAUUCGAAUUGUGAAGCUUUGAGUCCACCGAUCCUAAACCCGGAAGUAGCAGCGGUUCUGUCAGGCGCUAACUUAAAUCGCGACAAAGCGAGAUCGAGCCUACAAAGCCAAUUAAGUAGGGGCCUAUUAGCGUUAGGUCUAGGUUUUUCGGCUAUUUUAGAGGAGUCUAGCAACAUUCCUUCUCCCUUAAGGGACAAAUUGCUAACUUCGUUUACGGACGCCGGCCGGCUUUUUACUGAUUUAUUCUUUACGGAAUCAAUGACGCGACGUUCAUUAAUCGCACCGAUCCUUAAUAAAGAAAUUAAUGUUGGAAUUCUGUGUAAAAUAUCCGAGAUCGUAAGCGGGUUUACGGGCACUCGUAAGAUCGGAACUAAAAAAGGCAAUUCUGUGUCCGCCCGGAUCUUACAAAUUCUCGGAAGUCCCUACGGCUUGUCGUAAAUUCUUACGGUGACAGAUUAUCUGACCUAAACUUAUCCGAGCGCAUCAAAAUGAAUAAUAUGCGCUUCUAUUUACAUAUUGGUGCUCUUCUCGAAGAAGAUAAUGAUCGUAAUUUCAUGAGAAUAACGAAGAGACAGUUAAGGGACUCGCUUAAUGUUUUUGAAACAAGCGAGAAAGACUUUAAACAAAUGUUUCGUUUGGACAAAGUAAGUGUAAUGGGUUUGAUCGAGGAAAUAGGCCCCCAUUACCAAAACACAGGAAGUAUUCCGCUUCAUUUAAAGGUUCUAACAACACUAAACUUUGUUGCCACUGGUUCAUUUCAAAAUCCUGUAGGAAGUAGCUGUUGGAUUUCUUUGAGUCAGCCAUCAGUUUCAAGAAUAAUACACGAAAUAACAUCUUUAAUAUCACAACAUUUGUUGCCAGAAUGGGUUCAAUUUCCGACUGACUUCGAAACAAAAAAUAAUAUUAAACAAGGAUUUUACAACAAGUGGAAUGUACGUGGUGUUCUUGGAGUUGUAGAUGGAACUCAUGUUGAAAUUCUUGCUCCACCUACGAAUGACGUUCACCAUCCCCCUUUUGUUUAUAUAAACAGAAAAGGAAAACACUCAAUAAAUGUUAUGCUCAUUUCGGAUUCUAACACAAAAAUUAUUGCUUGCAAUGCCAGAUAUCCUGGGUCCGUCCAUGAUUCUGCAAUAUGGCAAAUGAGUAAUAUUAAAACUUAUUUAAAGCGGGAGUAUGAUAAUGGAGAUAAGUCCACGCAUUUACUUGGUGAUAGCGGAUACCCCCUUGAACCAUGGCUAUUUACUCCCUUUUCGAAUUUUGAGCAAGGAAGCCCAGAAGAACGUUUUAAUAACCAAUUCAAGACGGCUCGAAAUGUUAUUGAAAGAACCAACGGCAUAUUAAAAGGACGUUUUAGAUGUUUGUCAAGGCACAGAGUUCUUUUAUACCAUCCGAGUAGAGCAGCUAACAUCAUUUAUUCUUGCUGUGUUCUUCACAAUAUUGCUCUCCGGGCAAGGAUUCCUCUUCCGGAGGAAGAAAUAGAAUAUAGAGACGAGAUUGGCAUAGAAGGCAAUUUGGAGUACAAUGAUGUUCUGCAAGAAGGGAGGGCUACAAGAGCUAGAUAUAUAAGAAAUAAUUUAUUAUUAUAAAAUACAAAAAAAAAACUCCAAGACAUUUAUGUUAAAAAAAAGACUAUUAAUCAAAAUCAAAUUU
Messenger RNA from Photinus pyralis (common eastern firefly), 2284 nucleotides. RefSeq names its product putative nuclease HARBI1. The record is from RefSeq and is a predicted model, not a curated record. Lineage: Eukaryota; Metazoa; Arthropoda; Insecta; Coleoptera; Lampyridae. The coding region runs from base 1123 to 2220 and encodes 365 amino acids. The transcript has 7 exons.